ACUAGUCAAAAGUGACUUUCCAUUGGUUCACGCGGUCAUUCGCGUUCCGGCACGCGACCGGUGAACAUACAUUUAUAACGUAUAUAACUCAAAGGGUCUUUCAGUGUAAAGAAAGAGGAAGUGACAUUAACUGACCGAGAACUUCGAAGCACGUGGUAUUUAAGAAUAUAAUAUGUCUUCUAAAGCAGAAGAUAAUUUUUGCUCUGAGGCAAUGUCACGACUUUCUCUAAGCAAAUCCCAGUGUGAACGACCUCGUAGUAAGGGUGAAACACGUGGUCAAAAAUCGUCAGGCCUUACACAUGAAUGUGGUGUCUUUGGAUGCAUUGCAGCGGGAGAUUGGCCCUCCCCGAUAGAUGUUGGUCAAGUAAUUUGUUUGGGUUUGGUAGCGCUGCAGCACAGAGGCCAAGAAAGCGCAGGAAUCGUAACAAGCGAAGGUGUAUGUGCAAAGUCAUUUCAUGUUCUCAAAGGAAUGGGAAUGAUCAACAAUAUAUUUAACGACGAAAAUAUGAAGAAGCUUAGAGGGAAUCUCGGAAUUGGCCAUACGCGAUAUAGUACCAGUGCUGCAAGUGAGGAAGUGAAUUGUCAACCUUUUGUUGUUCACACGGCUCAUGGAGCUUUGGCAGUCGCGCAUAACGGUGAACUUGUCAACACAGAAUCUUUAAGAAAAAUGGUUUUAGGACGCGGUGUUGGACUCUCCACGCAUUCUGAUUCUGAGCUGAUUACACAGGCACUAUGUUUAAAUCCACCGGAGGGUGAGGUCAAUGGACCCGAUUGGCCGGCUCGUAUUAAACACCUUAUGCAAUUGGCACCAUUGUCAUAUUCAUUAGUUAUCAUGCAAAGAGAUAAAAUCUAUGGAGUUCGAGACCCUUAUGGAAACAGACCGCUUUGUCUCGGCAAAAUUGUUCCUAUAGUUAAUUUAGGAUGUGAUGAAUCUGACGAAGAUGACGAAGCUGAUGGCUGGGUUAUUUCUUCGGAAUCCUGUGGUUUCCUUAGCAUCGGUGCCAGAUAUGUCCGUGAAGUGUUUCCUGGUGAAAUUGUGGAAAUGACACGGGAAGGAUUCAAAACGAUUGACAUUGUUGAAAGGCCUGAUAAAAAGCCACAAGCUUUUUGUAUAUUUGAAUACGUCUACUUUGCGCGUAGCGACAGUAUUUUUGAAGGACAAAUGGUAUAUUCUGUUCGCAUGCAAUGCGGUCGAGUAUUAGCUUUGGAAUCUCCUGUUGAAGCCGACAUUGUUAGUUCUGUUCCCGAAUCGGGUACAGCCGCAGCACACGGUUAUGCAAGAGAGUCGCAAAUACCAUUUGCCGAAGUUCUCUGCAAAAAUAGAUACGUCGGUAGAACAUUCAUUCAACCGAGCACGCGAUUGAGGCAGCUGGGCGUCGCAAAAAAGUUUGGCGCGUUAUCUGAAAAUGUGAAGGGUAAAAAAUUAAUCUUGAUUGAUGACUCGAUUGUUCGAGGAAAUACAAUUGGACCAAUUAUAAAAUUACUGCGUGAUGCUGGUGCUAAAGAGGUUCACAUCAAAAUAGCAUCACCCCCUCUUAAAUAUCCGUGUUACAUGGGUAUUAAUAUUCCUACACGAGAGGAGCUCAUUGCUAACAGGCUGGACAGCAUUAAAUUAGCCAAACACGUUGGAGCCGAUAGUUUAACCUACCUUUCAGUGGAAGGACUCGUACAAGCUGUUAGAAAUGGAAUGGAUAAUAGAGAAAGCAGUUAUAUUGGACACUGUACUGCUUGCUUGACUGGCGAAUAUCCUGACGAAUUACCAGGCGAUUUGGAUUGGUGAAUUAAAAAAAGUUUUCAAGAUGAAAAAAUUAUGAGAUAAUAUGUAUAAGUACCUACAAUGCAGUGCGUUAUAUUUGUUUCAUGAUGCGUUCAAAUAGUGUAACGCGUGAGAGUUAUUAUAUGAAUACUCAGAUACGAAAAAUCUGAUCACUGUAAUCUCAGGCUACGGCGAUAAUCGCCACAUGCCAUUUAUCCUUACGAAUUUCGUAAAUUUUUUUGGGUUGAAAUGCAUUCGACUCAGUAUUUAAACUAGAUCUUAUUGCUCAAUGAAAUAUACAGGUUGAGCGCAUAAUGUGUCAGGAUUUUGUAGUUCCACAUGUUAUUUACGUAUUUUAUAUCAAUGUACAGAAGCACAUUACGUAAGAGCAACCACAGUAGGACCGUGACAUUAGUGAAAUAUUUAAAGGACUCUUUUGUGUUGUAGUCUGUAAGAAAGUGGAUCCUCAGGAAGGAGGGCUCUCGCAGGCCUCAUAUAUUCAUUCGCGUGUCUUAUUACGAUGAAUAAUAAUGAAAUAUUUUCUGUAUAAGUAUACAAGUUUUUUUAUAGUCUAUAUUUGGAUAAUUGAAAAGUGUAUAACACAUUAUGUCGUUAUUAAAUAAUAUUAAAUUUAUAGAUAUUUUUACAAAAUAAAAAACCUUCACAUCUGGA
Messenger RNA from Cephus cinctus (wheat stem sawfly), 2428 nucleotides. RefSeq names its product amidophosphoribosyltransferase. The transcript is spliced from 8 exons. The record is from RefSeq and is a predicted model, not a curated record. Gene Ontology annotation, molecular function: amidophosphoribosyltransferase activity. Gene Ontology annotation, biological process: purine nucleobase biosynthetic process; purine nucleotide biosynthetic process. The coding region runs from base 173 to 1780 and encodes 535 amino acids. Lineage: Eukaryota; Metazoa; Arthropoda; Insecta; Hymenoptera; Cephidae.